Molecule: messenger RNA, 3849 nt
Organism: Bombus pyrosoma
Lineage: Eukaryota; Metazoa; Arthropoda; Insecta; Hymenoptera; Apidae
Exons: 2
Coding region: 2515-3270 (251 amino acids)
Source: RefSeq, a predicted model, not a curated record
AUACAAAUAAUGUUGGAGGUGAGAAUACCUUCCAAAGUUAGUCCAGUUCAGAAGUGAAUAUGUUGAUGAGGUGGCCUACAGUCGUUGAUGAUGACCAAAUCGUAACACUAAUUGAAAGAACCGUGGCGGCACAUGAGCCAACGGGAGAUUUGAAUCGGGAGAGACUCAUAUUAUUGUGCCUUGGAAUACCAACGUUGUUUUGGUUUGCAAAGUCUAAAGGUAAACGAACUCCGGACAAAAUAUUAUUGUCGUUAUUUGUAAUCGUCAACCGGAGUUACAUAUGAACUCUAACUUUGAACUUUUUAUAAUAAUAUCCGUCGAUAUAAUAGUUGAAUAGUUAGCAAGUAGAAGAAUUGAAUUGUUAUCGAUAUAUGAGUUUCGAGCGAGCGACGAUUACAACCUGCAUACACUAUUUCUGUACUUGUAUUUAAAGUGAUUUUAACAUAAUCGUCUAUUACAAUUUUAUCACUCGUUUCUUUAUAAUAAAAACUAACACGUUUAAAAUAGGAUCUCAAAUUGGUGACCUCAACGUGAUAUAAAAGUGAAAAGAGGUGAACGUGUUAUAUUCGAAAUGGUGAGUGCCAAUCAGGACGUAAGCGCGACGGACGCAACGGGCUCACGGCAUGACGCUGUGGAUCCUGGUAUUGAAAUCACAGUUCGAGGCUACCCGCAUUACCAGCGACGAAGUUAAAUUUCAUAUCACUGUUGCGAGUCUUAUUGAGCAGCAGUUCCAGCUGGUCCGGGACCUACUGCUCGACCAGCCGAAGACGGGGCAGUAUGACCGAUUAAAGAAGGAACUGAGUACAAGACACGUCGACUUAGAUAAUACAAGAGUGCGCAAGUUGUUGAUGUGCGAAGAAAUGGGCGACAGGGCGCCGUCCCAGUUUUAUCGAGACUUAAAGAAACUCGUCAUCCCCUCAACACCAGAUGACUUCGUCCUCACGGUUUGGAGGAGCUGACUACCGGUUCAUAUCCAGCGCGUCCUGGCCGCCACGGAAGACACAAAAGUUGAAAAUUUAAUUCGGAUGGCCGAUCUGACACAUGAAAUUCGCCCUAAGAUGGGACGAAUUGCCGCCGUCGCAGCAGAAAGAACUGAUGGCGAAUGGCAUAACCGCAACUCGGACCCGAUACACAAGCUGCUAUGUCGGUUAGUAGAGCGAAUAGACGCGUGGAGCCUCGAUAGCCGUUGCCGUUCACGAUCACGCUUGAGACGCCGACGUUCACGUUUUCGAGAAAGGACACAACCGACCGGUCUAUGCUAUUACCACGCGAUCUUUGGAAACCGAGCACGAAAGUGCUCUUUGCAACCGGAAGCACGGAAACGGGAUCAGACGUCCGUAAACGCGGCGUGCGACGACAGCUCAGGAUCAGGAUUUGCGUGUACCCGCGCAAUAAGUCACGCGGAUCCGCGAACAAAGACACGUCCAAUCUGUUCGCGGCCAUCGGGAUGCGCAUCGCGACUUACGGCACCAUCCUAGUGUCCCUCGACCUGUUCUUCGACGAGCAUUCAAAUAGCGUUUCACAGUGGCGGACGUUAACGCGCCUAUCAUCGCUGUGGCUUCCUAAGCCAUUAUGGGUUACUGAUCGAUCCUCGAAACCGACAGCUCAUCGACUAGACCACCAACCUAUCACCGACAGAAUACACGGCCACGACUGAAGCUGUAUCGAUUCAGACAAUCGUCGGUGAAUCGACGUGUUACCGACUUCUCGCCGAAUUUCCGGAUCUAACCUGUCCACCCUUUUUUGGACGAGAGAAAACUCGACACGGUAUGGUACACCACAUCAAAACCAUUCCCGGUCCCCUCGUCUUCAGCAAACCUCGACGUCUCGCCCCCGACCGACUCAAGUGAAGGCGGAGUUUGAGAUGAUGAUGGAGCGAGGAGUAAUACCGCCAUCAAAGAGUCCAUAGGCAUCGUCCCUGCAUGUCGUACCGAAGAAAGACAUGCCUACGAGCCCUACGACCUUGCGGCGACUACAGGGCGUUGAACGCCCGCACCGUACCCAACAGGUACUCACCAGCGCAUAUCGAAAACUUUGCGCAACAUUUGCACGUUAAGCGUAUCUUUUCUAAGAUCGACCUCCUCUGUCCUUACCAUCAAAUAUCAAUCGCGCUCGAAGACGUUGAAAAAACUGCGAUCACGAUACCCUUCGGACUUUUCGAAGCAGUGAAUACGAUGUUUGGACAUCGGAAUACCGCGCAAACGUGUCAACGAUUCGUUGACGAAAUCACGAGAGGCCUAGAUUUCGUCUACGCGUACAUCGACGAUUUUCCAAUAGCUUCGGAAGACGUGAAGCAACAUUGCGAACACUUGCGAACGCUAUUUAACCGCCUAAACGACUACAGUGUCGUAAUAAACCCCGCGAAAUGCGAAUUCGGUGCGCACGAAAUCACAUUCCUCGGAUAUACGGUAAACGCCGACGGAAUAAAGCUGCUACCCGAGCGUGUGGAAACGGUUGUAAACCGUACUCGCAUUGUCUACCGAUAUUGUCUAACGUUAUCGACCGUUUCUCGCGAUGGCCCGAAGCAAUACCCAUAGCCGAUAUGGAAGCGUCAACCGUUGCUUCAGCCUUCCUUUCUACAUGGAUAGCUUGUUUUGGCGUACCCUUAAAAAUAACAUCCAACCAAGAACAUCAAUUCGAAUCGAAACUAUUCGAAGAAUUAUGCCGGUUGCUCGGCAUCAAGCAUAUGCGCAAGACGGUCUAUCAUCCCGCGUCCAAUGGGAUGGUAGACCGUUUACAUCGGCAAUUGAAAGCAGCGUCAAAUGUCAUGACACGAGCAACUGGGUCGAAAUGUUAUCGAUCGUUUUAUUUGGAAUUCGAACAGCCAUUGAGGAGGAUCUGAAUGCAACGGCUGCCGAAAUGGUUUACCGCACUGAAAUACGAUUGCCAGCGGAAUUUUUUGUACCCAAGAAAAAAUACCCACAACCGAUAUGGUAUGGGAAAAAGUUUUUAUCUUCUGCGAACUCGUGUCGUUACGCUAUAUAUUCUUGCGUAACGACGUCGUCCGAAGUCCCAUCCAACCAUCCUACGACGGACCAUGCAAGAAAUGUGACAGUCUCCAUAGAUCCUAUAAAACCCACCUUCGUCGUACCCGACGACAUGAAGCGACAAAGCGCCGAAAACCGCGACGCGUUAAUGCCGUCCGAAAUUCAAAUCGAGCGGAACGAUGGGCGGACAUGUACAAGCGACGAAAACGCGAAAAAUAUGUACGUUACGCGCGCGGACAUGAGAGUCCGCUUUCCUGAUCGGUUACAGGCAGGUUUCGGAUAAAGCUGUAGAGCUCGCUGGGCUUGGAAAAUCUACCUGCGACAACCUUUGUAAACCAAACAAAAUAAAAAAAGGAAAAUGUUACCACUGGCAAGAGGGUGAUGUAGCGGCACAUAAAUCAACGGAGGAUUUGAAUCGGGAGAGACUCAUAUUAUUGUGCCUUGGAAUACCAACGUUGUUUUGGUUUGCAAAGGUAAACGAACUCCGGACAAAAUAUUACUGCCGUUAUUUGUAAUCGUCAACCGGAGUUACGUAUGAACUCUAACUUUGUACUUUGUAUAAUAACACCUGUCGAUAUAAAUAAACGAACGUGCUCUCUAGGUCAGUCAAAUAGUUGAAUAGUAGCGAGUAGAAGAGUUGAAUUGUUAUCGAUAUAUGAAUUUUGAGCGAGCGACGAUUACGACCGGCAUACAGUAUUUCUGUACUUGUACUUAUGUUAAUUUUAAUAUAAUUGACUAUUACAAAUUUACUACUCGUUUCUUUAUAAAACAAACCAACACAUUUAAAAUAGCACCUCAAUUUAAGUCACACGAGACAUGUUACUUACGUUGUUGAAUAAAUAUGUGUCGGGGAUGGAAGGAA